AUGUCAUUCCAGUCGCUCAUUUCUGGUUCUGAAUGUGCUGCGCCUGCAAACCCGCUCAACCAGGUCCUGAAGCAUACAGACGGUGAUCGCAGUCUACAACAAGAUCGUCUUGCAGGACCGUCAACAUCAAGGCUUCAAUUUCUGCCGACAACGUCAGCCCCCGCUGCCAAUGAACAAGAUCUUGCCCUUGCUCGCCAGUUCUUCGAAGCAAAUGGUGAUAGUCCGGCGUUGCGACCCGCUUUUUCUAUUCCCGGACCCUCUUUGACUGGUCCGGCUCCACCAAAGUUCAAUGAAGCAUGGGUAGCGGAGCAACAGGCUCGUAUACGACAUUUUGAAGCCCAGAAGGCUCAGAGUGCUUGGUCGACAGAAUUUGGGUCGUCUAAAUUCCUCCCUCAGAGUCCGUCUGCUCCUCAGAGCCUCGUCGCACCACAAGAUUUCCAACAAAAUUCGUCAUAUGGCCCCUCUAUGAGGAUAUACGAUCCACAAAUGACGAGAAUGUAUGGGAUGGGCAUGGGCAUGAAUAUGAAUAUGAAUAUGUACCAAGGCCCUAGUGCAAGUUAUGUGGUGGACCAGGACAAAGGGAAGGCGAAGAGUCGAGACGCUGACUUCGAUGCUGCUUUUGAGCAGGCGGCCUCUCUCGUCCCAACCCAGGCGACCGAAGCCCGAAUUGUUGAAGUUGAAGAUGUGGCAGAUCUCAACAAGGCUUUAGAGCAAACACAUCUGCAACCUACCCUAGUAGAGCCUGGAAAUGAUUUCAGAAAGGUAUGGGACCAUCUACAAAAUUCAGAUCUUCCACCGCCGAAGGAAGAUCAAGCCAAAUGGGAAGCCGAAUUUAAUCAACUGAUGAAUUCACAGCGAGAAGCCGACCUUGAUUAUGACUUCAGUAAAGUUAUAGAGAAUACAUGGCAACAGGGUGUGGAUAACGACCGGCAAGAAAAUGUAGGGCCCGAACCAAUCAGGUUCGAUAGUGAGGGGAUACCUAUCUUGGGCGACUACAUUUUUGAACCUAACAACAAAUAUCUAACGUCGACAUCGACCAGCUCGCCCUUGGCGGAAGCUAAGUCACUGCUUGAAAGGAAUGGGUCUUUAUCAGAAGCCGCUCUUCUCCUCGAGGCCGCUAUACAGAAAGGGGAUCUUGGGGAAGGCGGAUAUGAGACUUGGAUAUUGCUAGGAGAAACUCGUAACAUGGAUGAACGGGAGGAGGCCGGUAUGCGCGCCUUGAUGGAAGGAGUCAAGAGGGCUGAGGCUGCUGGUGCUGCUGGUGCUGGAAUGCUGUCCCUUGCAAUAUCCUUUACGAACGAGUCAUACGAAAGGGCCGCCCAUACCAUGCUCCUUCGUUGGAUAACUGCUCGAUAUCCCUCUCAUCAUGUCCCUCAGGACACUUUCCGAGCCACACAGCAUACUGCAUGGGACGCUAACAGUCGAAUAACGGAAGUCUUUCUUGAUCUCGCACGAACGCAGCACAACCGAGGUGUCAUGGAAGCAGAAGUACAAAUUGCUUUGGGUGUUCUGUUCUACUCUACAAACGACUAUGACAGGGCAAAAGAUUGUUUCCAAUCUGCGCUUUCCUUAAGACCGCAGGACUACCUGUUGUGGAACAGACUGGGAUCAUCAUUAUCCAAUGGAAAUAAACCGGAGGAAGCUUUGGGUGCCUAUAGAGAGGCUUUGCAGUUAAGGCCUACGUAUACGCGGGCAAUAUACAAUGUGGGAGUGGCCUGUUUGAACAUUGGUGCACAUAAAGAAGCUGCUGAGCACUUCCUGAGUGCUUUGUCGAUGCAAGAGCAGAGCGCUGGAGAAACCAGUGACCAAUUAUGGUUCACGCUUCGUAGAGCUUUGAUGUCGAUGGCAAGUAACGACCGUGCGGACCUUGCUGACCGGGUCAAGGCGGGGACGAGCCUUGAGUCUUUUCGCAGAGAAGGUUUCGAUUUCUAG
This is a messenger RNA of Guyanagaster necrorhizus, 1932 nucleotides long. RefSeq names its product TPR-like protein. The record is from RefSeq and is a predicted model, not a curated record. Bases 1 to 1932 code for a protein of 643 amino acids. The transcript is spliced from 9 exons. Lineage: Eukaryota; Fungi; Basidiomycota; Agaricomycetes; Agaricales; Physalacriaceae. Gene Ontology annotation, biological process: protein import into peroxisome matrix, docking. Gene Ontology annotation, cellular component: cytosol; peroxisomal membrane. Gene Ontology annotation, molecular function: protein binding.